ACUUAAGCAAGUGACACUCAGCAUGAUAUCACUUGUUCUGGAACCACAGUUUUCCCAGCGACCAGCCCGACCCGCAGACGUAUUCCCUUCCUUUCUCUUCCUGCAAUGCUCCGGGAAAAUACUUGCCAAGUUUUACUCCUCCCUCAAGAAAUUCUGGACGAGAUAUUGUCCGAAAUUGAUCUUCACCGUGACCUCAUCUCAUUUGCUCUGGUAUCCCGAACAUGUACUCGACUUGUUAUACCCAGACACAACGAAUAUCGCAUAGUUCGCAUUCGGCACAAGCUUCCCUCCAUGUGGGCACACCUCGCAAAACGUGCUGACCUGGCACGCAAUAUACGCGAGGUACAUGUCUGUGAACGGCACAAUCACUCCGCCUCAGACCAUUCCCCCACCACGUUGGUUCCUCCAUGCAAUGUGGAUGACACCGGAAGCGAGGAGACACGAGUCCAGAACAUGUGUAUGGCUCUCCAGAAUAUGCAUCGUCUGCGGGUCUUUACCUGGUCCUGUACGUAUAAUCCUUUUCCAGAGCCGACGGCCACCCCCUCGCAGGAGGCGGAGAUUCUGGGUACUCUGGUUAGCAAACCGUUGCUGAGAAAAGUGGCGCUGGCUGGAGCAUUUGAAGCUAGGCCUGGAUGUCAUAAUUCAAUAUAUCCCCUCUGGAAUCUGACAAAGCUGACACAUCUGUCGUUGGUGGGCCGUGUCUGGGUUAGGCCUCAGAUCGGGCCUUUUCUGAAGUCUAUGCUCAAAGCAUGUCCUACGAUUGAGGUUCUAAAGGUGCCGAUGGAGCUGACCAUACUUUCCGGCUGCGUAUUUCCGCAACUCAAAAAAGUCAAUAUAUUUCUCCAAUCAGGCGGGACGCUGUCCCUCGAUAAGUCUUGGGUUCGCUUUUUAGAAAAGAACCCAACUAUUGAAGAGUUGGCUUGGUUCCCUUUGGGUCCUCUGAUUGGAGGUCUAAGUCCAGACUCCCUUCCUCGUAUCCGGCGCGUGUUUGGAAGCGAGCUACUGCUCAAGGCGAUUUACGCGUCACCCCGGCCUAUCGAAUGUGUUGAAACGACGGCUGAGCCAGCGAUGUUCGCUUAUCUGGACGAGAUCAAUGCAGACUGCCUUCGCGAAGUUAGAUUUACCUGUUCGAUAGGUAACACAUACGACGCCCUGCUCACCUUGGCCGAAAAAUGUCCAAAUAUCACUCGCCUAUCUUUCCCCGAAUAUCAUAUGAAACUAGACGAUUGGCUGCACCUAUUCUCCCUUUUACCCGCUCUAGAAGUAUUCGAAGGCAUGUCACUAUGGAGAGCCGUGGAUGGGAACCUUGACAAGAUGCACCAAGCAAUCAUGCAAGCGCUCAUGUUAUGUCCCAAUUUGAGGGAAUUGGAUCAUUACAAGUACGAUGCGAAGCGGAAUGCGUAUGCAAAGAUUGUGAUUCUUCGAGAGGAAGGAGAAGAGAGUGACAAUGUCAGGUAUGAGGUUCGUAGACCUCCGCCCAGAGAUCUGUUUGAUUUCCGGUACAGUCUCAGGUAAUGCUGCUUUAUGUAGCUCUUUUAUUAUCAACAACGACUUGUACCGGUAGUGCAUUCUUCAUUGAUAAUACUGUAAAUGUACGGAAGAGUUUACAUAAAAUAAGCCUAAAGAAAUUGUGCCGCCAAAUAAAUAGUAUGUUCGAAC
Molecule: messenger RNA, 1659 nt
Organism: Guyanagaster necrorhizus
Lineage: Eukaryota; Fungi; Basidiomycota; Agaricomycetes; Agaricales; Physalacriaceae
Exons: 5
Coding region: 106-1515 (469 amino acids)
Molecular function (GO): protein binding
Source: RefSeq, a predicted model, not a curated record